Molecule: messenger RNA, 1421 nt
Organism: Rhineura floridana
Lineage: Eukaryota; Metazoa; Chordata; Lepidosauria; Squamata; Rhineuridae
Gene: CIRBP
Product: cold inducible RNA binding protein
Exons: 7
Coding region: 117-641 (174 amino acids)
Biological process (GO): positive regulation of mRNA splicing, via spliceosome
Cellular component (GO): spliceosomal complex
Molecular function (GO): RNA binding
Source: RefSeq, a predicted model, not a curated record
CGGAGGCAUAAAGGAGGUAUAUAAGCGGAGGCACAGGGACGUUGCCGCGUAGUUCGCGCUGGGACCCGGAAGGCUGUGUUUUGUCUGUCGUACUGCGAGAUCACAUUGGGGAGAAAAUGGCAUCAGAUGAAGGAAAGCUCUUUGUUGGCGGACUCAGUUUUGACACCAACGAACAGUCACUGGAGCAGGUCUUCUCUAAAUAUGGGCAGAUCUCUGAAGUUGUUGUUGUAAAAGACAGAGAAACCCAGAGAUCCAGAGGGUUUGGAUUUGUCACCUUUGAGAACAUUGAUGAUGCAAAAGAUGCAAUGAUGGCCAUGAACGGGAAGUCUGUGGAUGGCCGCCAAAUCAGAGUUGAUCAAGCAGGCAAAUCGUCUGAGAAUAGAUCCCGUGGAUACAGAGGGGGUUCAGCUGGCGGCAGGGGCUUUUUUCGUGGAGGCCGGGGCCGGGGCCGGGGCUUCUCCAGAGGAGCUGGUGGGGACCGAGGCUAUGGCAGCAGCCGGUUUGAAUCUAGAAGUGGAGGAUACAGUGGAUCCAGAGACUACUAUGGCAGCAGCAGCAGGAGUCAAGGCAGCUAUGGUGACAGGCCUUCAGGAGGCUCCUACAGAGACAGCUAUGACAGUUAUGCUACACACAACGAGUAAAAAACCUUCCUGGCUCAAGAUCGUCCUUCCAAUGGCUGUAUUUAUAAAGAUUUUUGGAGCUUCGCUGAAUCGUUCUUGUGUAGUCAUCUCCUUUGUAUUCUCACUUUUGUAGUAAACUCAGUUCUGACCUUGUCAAAAAAAAAAAAAAAAAAAACACAGCCUGACAGCUUCUAAUAUGUGAUGGUCUGUUCAGACUCAAAAGAAAGCUCUGGGUUUUUCCUCUCGAGUGUUUUAACAUUUUUUUUAAAGCACUUCAGAUUUUAGUUUAUUUGUGAGGAGGUUUAGUGUGUGUGUGUGUCUUUUGGGUUUUUUUUAAAAAAGAAAGACCGGAAGGUUUUGGGGCCCCGUUUCUGUUUUUGUUUGUUUGAGCGGGAAAGGACCGUAAUUGUUCAGUAGAAGCUGAGGAAGCUGUGAACUCGGUUUGUUUAGUGUAUCAUUUUGUAACAAACUUUAGGGUAGCAAGGUAGGUGCUGCAGCCUGGGUAUGAAUUUAAAAGGCAAACCCACCUUGAUAUACCUAAAGAGAUACUUGCUUGUAUGUUCAACCUGCAUUAAGAGACUUUUACUUGUAUGCCAUAAAACUUAUCCCAGAAAGACUGCAAAUCUAAACUCACAAGAGGUUCAUAGAAAAAAAAUGUUUGUUUCUCUUGUCCUUUUUUUACUGGAAGAAAAGUAUGCCUAAUUCAAUUGAUGUUGUAAUUUUGAAGUGGUUAAAAAGGAUUUCUUGUACAGUUUUCCUUUUGGCUUCACGAAGCCUAUUAAAAGUCCAUCUGAAAAAAAA